Lepus europaeus (European hare) is the source of this 5946-nucleotide messenger RNA. RefSeq names its product spermatogenesis-associated protein 31D1-like. The record is from RefSeq and is a predicted model, not a curated record. The transcript is spliced from 7 exons. NCBI's taxonomy places the organism in Eukaryota, Metazoa, Chordata, Mammalia, Lagomorpha, Leporidae. Bases 1 to 5946 code for a protein of 1981 amino acids.
AUGAGAACAGGCCCAGCAGAAGGGACCCCGGGCAUCCAGGCUGUGGCUCUGCUGUCCUCCAUGGGAGACCGCAGUCCUUGCAGGAAGAAAGGCCCUGCAACUGGCAGCCAGAAACUAGCCUUGGACAGAUUGCAGAGGCUAGCCCGAGUGAUAGCCGUGCACAAGGCUGUGUUCCUCCCAGCCCCAGCUGUCGAUCCUGGAUCAGGCCCUGGCGCCCUUCUCAGCCCCUUGGACACCCAAGAGAGGGCACAUGAGCCACCCGUUGAGGAAGGGAAGGCAAAUGUGGAAGAAGAAGAGAAAGGGGAUCUGCCUCCUGCCACAGACCAAGCCCCCAACAGGCUCCUGGGGCCUCAGGACUCCACUCUAGGUCCCAGGACUGGGAAAAGGUCCAGGAAUCCCAUCCCUGAAGGGUGUGCUGGUGCUUUCCAGGACCCAGAGAGUCCAGCAGCAGGGGCCCUGCCUAUGGGAGAGCCCUGUCCUCAGGAGACAGUGCUCCUGAGCCUGUCUGAGUAUGCUCCCCACCUGCCCAGGAGUCAAAAACCCCAGAGGGGCCAAGGGAAGAGCAGCCACCCAGCUCUUCGGGCCCAUGUAAAGCAGCCCACCCAAUAUUGGUGGGGAAAAAAUGCCAAAGGCCCACCUUGGAACCACGCUGCACAUAUCCCUGGAGUUCAGCCCCUGGGCCUAGAGGGCUUCACUUGCUCGGGAUCCUGCCCAUGCAGACACCUCUGUUCCUCCUCUGAGACCCAGGUAUCUAGAAAAUGCUUCAACCUGAGAAAGCUGUCAUACGGCAGGGUGGUGGCAGAGGCUAUCCCGAGUGGCUGCAGUAGGCAUUUGGAGCCACACAAAGGAUCCAUGCAGUCCUCGAUGUUACACAGAUCCCACAGCAAUGACAGCAGAUCCUACAGCAAGAACAGAGAACAGGCCAGCACGGCUGGAGAAGAACUGAGGAGGCAGAGGAGGACACAUCGUGAGAGGCCUGGGACUUUGGUGGAGCCUGCACACUCUCAGAACUCAGUUGCCUCAGGGAGCCAUGCAGUUCUGACAAUGGAGAAGGUUCUCUUGUUUCUAAAGAGCCACACUGAGCCCUGGCUAAGCUUCAGCUCUGUGUGCUUAGAUACUGUCCCCAACUGCAUCUUUCUGAUUGUGGUGGGGCUGCUGCUUCUCUACCUUUGCUACCUGCUGUUACCAACCAAGAUUAUUAGAGCCCACAAGCAGAUGCUGGAGCCCAAGCUCUGUCCCCAGGACACAGGGUCCUCUGAAGAGUACAGAUGGGACAGGUGGUCACAGAUCCUGUGCCAGCAAAGGUCGUCCAACUCAUCGGAGCAGAACCAAGAGGAGGAGGAAAGGUGGAACACUUACAGUGGUCCUGCCUACAACUUUAUGUUUCUUGUCUCCUACAGCCCCCUGGGCCACCACCAUGACAGUACACACUUCCGUCACAUGUUGUGUCCAGACCUCUCAUGUGAGGUGUGUAACAGAGCAACAGCAGAGAUCCAGCAGCUGUUGUCCCAGGGGUCCCUGCAAGAUGCUGCUCUCUCUCAGUAUUUUUCACCAUCCUCUGAUUCUAUGAUCGAAUCCUCAGUAAGUCUCACCUCUGACCUCUUGGCAAUUGCUCCAGGAGACCCAAUACCACCCCCUGUGCCUGAGCCUUCUCCAUCUCCCUGUUCAACUCUCUCAACUAACCUGGACACCUCCUUGGAAGACUUAAUUUCCUCCUCAAAUCUUGGUGACUUUCUGCCUCCAGAGCCUAUUCCUGGCUUGGAUUUCUCAUUCCCAGGGGGACAUUUCCCAACACAGCCACUUGGCAUUCUCCCUCCUCCACCUUGUCCAGGCCAGGGAACAGAUCCUGUUCUCCAAGGAGAAGUCACAGUGACUCUGGAGGACAGCAUUUGUGGGUUGCCCACCCAUGAGCCAAAAAACAAAGCCACUCAAUCUCCUGACAUGGCAACAUCAGAAAUCUGUCCUCAAGGUCAUACCAAGGACUUGUCCACCUCAAACUGGGCACAAGGAGAUGCCAAGCAGAAUAAUCUUGGCCUCCAUUCAUCCCAGCCAUCCAUUGGGAUUGAUCCUGCAGUCAACCUUCCAGGUAGUCUAUUACUUCUCAGUCCAGAUACCCUGGCACUCCUAGAGAAACAAGUCAGAAAGAGGGGUGAUUUCCUGAUACACGAGGAAAAGGAAAAGACAACAGGACCUUUUCCAAAACAACAUAGACCAGAUGUCCUACUUCGUUCUCCAGGGAAAAUGCUAGAGUCAAUUUCUGUCAAGCAUGACUCAGCAGUCUCCCUUCCUUUUUGGAGCAGUGAUGACAAACCACAGGAGCUGCAGAUGAUUCAGCAGCCAGUAUCUCCUAAGAUGUUUGAGUUCCAUCUACAGAGAAAAUGUAUCCAACUCACCUGGGGUCAACCAGCUCUGAACCAUGACUUCCUUUACCCUGCUGGCCUUGUCUCAAGUGGUUGUUCUUCAACCCUAAUCGUCUUCAGUAGUAUGCAGGACAGCUCCACAGACCAGGAACCCCCAGCACUUCCAGAUCCCCCACCCCUGUCUGAGCCUGAGAUCCAAGCUCAACCCCUGCUGCAAGCCAUGCCCCAACCCCAGCCCCAAAUUCUCACUGAAGACCAACCUCAAUCCUUUCUCCUGAACCUGCCACCCUCUCCUGUACCUCAGUAUAACCCCUGUGGUGUACAUUUCCUUGGACUCCCAAAUGAAGCAGAGGCUCUCAUGCCAUCUGAAAUCCAACACUUGGAAUGUCACUUGUUGACAAAAAAGCAGGAAAGUUUGUGGGAUAUACCCUCAGCGGUCCUUUUGUCUCAGAAAGACUUUUGUCCUCCUGCUCCCAACCUAUCCUUGACAAGCCAGUCCUCCAAAGCUUGCAUUCCAAUCUGCAUUCUUAGUAGAGAUUUUUCCCUUCACAGUGAGAUUCGGGAGAAACUAGAGCACCACCUUCGAAAGAGGCUAAUCCAACAUCGGUGGGGCCUUCCCCGCAGGGUCCAAGAGUCUCUGUCAUUGAUUAACCCUCAGACAGACAUUCCUGAGAUAUCUGAAUCAAUGGGCAAUAAGAGACUCUCAGGAGGGUAUUUGUUUAUGGGUCAGAAGAGCACAGAUGCAAUGGAUUUGGGAUUCAGAAAACCUGGCAAUUUCUAUGAAAGGACCUCAGAAAUGCUUCCUCUAGAAAAACAUGCGAGGAAGUCCCAGGGCCCUGUUUUGAAGAGUGGUUCAUAUGAUCAUCUAAUUAAUGAUGCAGAGAAGUCUUCAGAUAUGAGUUCGUGGUCUGUCUCUGAGAGAGAAAGUCACAUGGUAAAUCUUUCUGGACAUAGUUCAAGAGUCUCAGGGAUGAGUGUAAAUCAGAAACAACUUGAAAAUGCCUUGAAAGCCCAUUUGAGCAAAAAAGUUAUGCAAAUCAAUGACAGUCAGAUCCCUAUGAGUGUAUAUAAUUCAUGGUAUUCUAUCAAACAACCAUUGCCUCUCCCUGAGAAAUCAUAUAACCAAGAGGAACGCAAUGACUUGGCUCAGUUGGUGAGUGUAGACAGUAAUAUCAAUACCUCCUCUGAGAUUUCCUUCCUUUGUUCCAGCAAGCAAAAGACAUUGGAAGACCAUAUCAAAAGUUUUCGCAAAAGGAUAAUGUGGGGACUUCCCAAAAAAAUCCUUGAAUCCAUAGAAAUCUUUAAAACAAAAGGGAACCCAUCCCAGUGCAGUUGUCAUUCACACUUUCCCUCCUCAACCAACUUUAUCUCUGAGGUUGAUUCCCAAGGUGGAGUCUCCAAACCCAUCAGAAGAAGCUCCAGAUCUUCACAGGGAGACAAGUUGGAAACAACAGUCUCUGGCCCCAGUCUGGAUUUCACUGUCCCCGUCACCUCACCUGUGUGCAAGGAAAGACUGAGGGAAAUGAGGCAGAUACCCUGUGAUAUCUCUCAGGAGCCUGUAGGAAACAUUCAGGGAUUUCAGGAUUGCAGGCAGCAUUUUCUGUCUUGCACAGACAGCAUCAUUGACAAAGCAAAACAGAAACCUCCCAAAUUAACAAAUAGAAGUAGACCAAUGCUGCCCACAAGGCAGGAUGGGGAUAUACCGGAAUCAUAUGCUAAGAAAGAGAGCUCUACAAAUAGAACUGAAAGGCUUCAGAGCAAAAAUAUGCAGAAUUUAGAACAUUUUCCCACAUAUAUCAUGUACAGGGAGAUAUUCAAGGCAAAGGAACUUUGUUCUCCCCCAUCUCCAUGUAGUAAAACCUUGAAAACCAAUGAGCCAAAAAGCUCCCCAGUAAUAGGUGUGACUUUGGAAAAAACACAAACUACCCUGACAACUAAACAUACCCCACCAACACUCUCUGAACCCAGAGAUCCUGAACUGUCAGACCUUAAAAAUCUUCUGCUUUGUGAGUUAAAGUUGAAGUUGGCUAACAGAGAUUGUAGCCAGGCCCAUAGCCAUCCCACUGACAUGCCUCUGGCCUCAGAGAACUUGAAACCCAAGCCUGUUCUGACAUAUACCCAAGGCAUCUACCCUGGACACACACCCCCUUCCCAGGUGCUGCAUGUCCAUAUGGACAACACAAGGAUCAGGAGGGAGCAGAUGCAGGAGCCCUGUGUCCCUGUGUGUGCCUUUUGGAAGGACCAGGAUAAGAAUCUCCCAGCAGCUUCAAAGACAGUAAGCCCUCCAGAAUGCAAACCAGAAGAGCUUGGUGGAGGAGAUGCAGGGUUAGGGCCAUCCCAGCCCAGAAGGAGGAUCCAUGCUGCUCAAGAUGGGACAGUGAAGGACAUGCUUGAGAGCAAAUAUUCCCCAACCCAGCCACUGAAGGGGCGGCCCCCUGCUGAAAGCCAUUUCAGAAAACGGAUGAAGCACUUUCUGCAGUGGAUUUGGCCUAGCAGAAGAUGUGAAGGGCAAAAUCGUUUCCUGGAACAGGGAAGUUCCCUAUCAUCUGAGCAGAGCAGGGGCCCAGGUAAAAAUCAAGCCACCUGCAUUGGGAACACUGAGGUUCAACCAGUGAAGCCAGCUAGUGGGAAGGUUCCAGGGAAGAAGCUGGGGCGUGAUCACGGAACAGGUAAGACCUGCCACCAAGUGCCCCUUUCCACCCAGGUCAAAUUUAGCAAAGCUCAGCGGCAGGCAGAAUUGCAGAUCGGGGCAGCACCUGUCCAGGGCCAUCCCUUCAAUCACAGGGUCACUUCCUGUAAAGGGACAAGUACCAAGUCCUGCCGCCAAGAAGCUGCAUUUGCUGGCCAGAGUUACCCUGCAAGGAAUACACAAAUGAAACACAGAGACAGAGAGCCCAAGAAAGUCGUGCCAUUCAGGGACCAGCUAUGGUGUCAGAGGUACCCCUCGGCUGUGUCCCAGAGGGAGCCUGUGCCACUUCCAAGCCUGACCUGCAGGUGUCAGGAGCGCCGUGGGACACAGUCACGGGGUUACAACAACGUACACACGCUUGACCAGGAGCAGAACCCCGAAACUCUGCACAGAGCGCAGCGGCUCAAACUCGCCCUCCACGCGUCCACUGCCCCGAGCACCGGGCGGUCUUGGCGCUCUGGUGCUCCCCGGGGAACACGGCCCGCCUUGUCCCGAGGCGUCCAGUUUGUGUGUCUGGACCCGUGUGGGAGUUCCCUGAGGGGCAGAGCAAGGGGCUCGCCCUCGUUUCUCCCAGCUGCGCCCUGUGCCCUGCAGAGAAGCAGCUGCACGGGCGCAGGAGAGGCAGUGCGCAGCCAGGCUGCCCGAGGGCUCCACGCAAGCCGCCGGCAUCGCGGCUCCCCCGGCGGUGGCGCUUCCACCCCGGCCUCCGUGCUCUCAGGAGCAGGAUCGCGAAGCCGGCUCCAGGGCUCAGCGCCCUCGCUGGCAGCCCCCAGCACACGCGGAUCCCCGGCGCUGCGCUCACCCUGGUCCCCACUUCCCAGAAGGAGGCGGCGGCAUGAGAAGCAGCUGCAACGAGAGCCACGCGUUAGGACUGCGACGCGGACCCUGGACGACUAG